Messenger RNA from Candoia aspera, 2107 nucleotides. RefSeq names its product stearoyl-CoA desaturase 5 (gene SCD5). The transcript has 5 exons. Lineage: Eukaryota; Metazoa; Chordata; Lepidosauria; Squamata; Candoiidae. Gene Ontology annotation, molecular function: stearoyl-CoA 9-desaturase activity; iron ion binding. The record is from RefSeq and is a predicted model, not a curated record. Gene Ontology annotation, cellular component: endoplasmic reticulum membrane. Gene Ontology annotation, biological process: unsaturated fatty acid biosynthetic process. The coding region runs from base 204 to 1226 and encodes 340 amino acids.
UACAGCUGUUUAAGUCAUGCAUCCCUAGACAAAUUUUAAAAGCAGUCCUGGGAAGGAAAAGAUCAGAGGAAGGAAGAGAAGCAGGGGAGGGAGAGGAGGAAAAAAGGAGAUCUGACCCCUAAAACAAAAGGCAAUUAUAGGCUUUCAUUCCCCCUUCUCUCCUUGCCUUCCCAGUCGCCCAAUAAAAGAAUUUCUACCAGCUUAUGCAGUCCCUGAAGCUCCACCGUGCAGUGGUUUUCUUUUUGGCUAUCAUGUCAAAGCUAGGAACCAAGAGCAUGAUGAAUGGAGAGACAGAAAUGUCCUGCGAUGGACAAGCGGAAUCAAGAGAAGAAAAAAACAAGCAGAAAGUCGGACCAAAGAAAAACAUUGUGUGGAGGAAUGUCAUCCUGAUGGCCUUGCUUCAUGCUGGGGCUGUGUAUGCCCUUUUCCUUAUUCCCAAGGCCCAUCUGUUUACUCUGUUCUGGGCAUACAUAUGUUUCCUGGUGUGUGCCCUGGGUGUGACAGCAGGUGCCCAUCGCUUGUGGAGUCACAGAUCUUACAAAGCCAGACUGCCUCUGCGAAUAUUUUUGGCUGCAGCCAAUUCAAUGGCAUUUCAGAAUGAUAUUUUUGAGUGGAGUCGAGAUCACCGAGUGCAUCACAAAUACUCCGAGACAGAUGCUGAUCCCCACAAUGCCCAGCGUGGGUUCUUUUUCUCCCAUAUUGGCUGGCUCUUUGUUCGGAAGCAUCACGAUGUCAUUGAGAAAGGAAGAAAGCUGGACUUCAGUGAUUUGUUGGAGGAUCCUGUUGUUAGCUUUCAGAGAAAGUACUACAAAAUCUCAGUUGUGUUGAUGUGCUUUGUCAUUCCUACUCUCGUGCCUUGGUUUUUCUGGGGUGAGAGCUUGUGGAAUUCAUACUUUCUGGCUUCAAUCCUCCGCUACACCAUCUCCCUCAACGUUGCUUGGCUGGUCAAUAGUGUUGCUCACAUGUAUGGCAACAGGCCGUAUGACAAAAACAUCAACCCUCGGCAGAAUACCUUUGUCACUUUUGGAGCUAUUGGAGAAGGUUUUCAUAAUUACCACCACACCUUUCCAUUUGAUUAUUCAGCUAGUGAGCUUGGUUUGAAAUUCAAUCCAACCACAUGGUUCAUUGACUUCAUGUUUUGGUUGGGUCUGGUCACUGAGCGGAAGCAGGUUCCCAAGGAGAUGAUCCAAGCUCGCAAAGAGAGGACUGGAGAUGGCACUUCUUGAGAAACAAGUUGAGUCUUGAACUUUGAUGCUGCUGUAUGUGUUGUUUGUAUGUUUCUUCACUGGGGGCCUCUGCCUCAAACUUUCCCUUAGAAUGGAAGUAGUAUUUUUCAUUGAACAAAGGCCAAAUUCAUUUCUGGAUAAAUGUAAUUUUACUUUAGUGCUGUGGUUUUUCUAUUGCCGAAAACACUUUAAAUAUUAAUUCAUCUUCCAAGAAAGCUGUGAAUGUUCCAGCCUGCAACUUUCCAUAAUAUAAUGCCCUCCAGAUGAGUUGAACUCUAGUUCCCAUAAUCCCCAGCAAUUGUGGCCUUUGAACAUUGAAGUUCAACACAUCUGGAAAACUCCAGGUUGGGAAAGGUUGGAUGGGCAGUCUUUAGGCUUGUGGGUGCUUGUUCUACUGAAACCAUGAUAUCUACAAACCAGCUGUAAAGUACAAAUGGGGCAGAGCCAGAUGCAAAACGGUGAUGCAGGAGCAAAGAGGUUUGCCUCUAGUAGUACAGAUGUACACCUGAAACGUUGCAUGUCAGGAACUCUGAUAUAGAAUGUAAAACUGGCCAGGAAAACUGUGCAGCUUACCUGCUCUAAAGCAUACCUUCAGCUCAAAACAGCUGCUGAACACUGUACAUUGAAGCUCAUUGAUGCUCUGUAUGAUUUGAGGCAAUGCUCUAGGAAGCACCCAACAGUCUCCUGCAAUUGUACACGACAGAAGAAGCUCAAUGGUAGUAGGCAACAUUCUUUAAGGAUAGCUAAAGAGCUCCUGAUACAUCCCCAAGGCAUGUAAAUUUCCCCAGUAUGUUUUAGCGGAAUUGAUUGUGGAAUUAAAUCAAAGCUGUCUUAAAUGCAACAUUUUUGGAAGAUUACAUAUUAUUCAGUAUCAUCAUGAC